This is a messenger RNA of Trichoplusia ni (cabbage looper), 7502 nucleotides long. RefSeq lists its product as uncharacterized. The coding region runs from base 87 to 2465 and encodes 792 amino acids. Gene Ontology annotation, molecular function: protein binding. NCBI's taxonomy places the organism in Eukaryota, Metazoa, Arthropoda, Insecta, Lepidoptera, Noctuidae. Gene Ontology annotation, cellular component: nucleus. The transcript has 12 exons. The record is from RefSeq and is a predicted model, not a curated record.
AACUCAAAUUGAUUUGUCAAAUAAAUAUCUAUAUUUUCGUUUUGUGAUGUGUUCAUAAAAUUAUUUUAUUUCUUCAGUAAUUCAUUAUGAGUACUGAUAAAAAGGGAGCCGUCAAACUGUCCGACGGCUGGAUGCUAUGUACGUCUAAAUCAAAUCCCGGCAGAAAGUACUAUUUCAAUAAAAGGACAGGUAAAUCUUCGUGGACCCAACCACAGGCUAGCGAACAUAAUGAUAGGAAACAUAAAAACAGGAAAGAGAAAGUAAACAGAGAAAAGGCUAGGAAAGAAGAAGCACAGAAGAAGAAUUUGAAAAGGAAAAGCGAUAAUCAUGAGGGACAAGGUACAUCUAAGAAACAGAAACAUAAAAAAGAGACACCAAGCACAUCGAAACCGAAGAAAAGGGAGUUUCCUCCAAAGCACUCCCCUGUACCUAUACCGAGUCUACUCAAAGAAACCCCCGAGAAACAGGCUGCGACAACUCCCGUCAAAAACUUAGCGAACCAAAGGCUCUCACAGCUAAGGGCGCGACUAUCCUCAGAAAUACAAGAUGACAACAGCAACAGUAACGACAAAUCACCUGUUAAAAAGCAGAAAAUCAGUCCCAAACCUGCUCCCACGGAAACAAAGACUAGCACGGAGAAAGACAGUCCCACAAUCAAUGAAACAAAAUGCACAACAUCUCAGUCCCCAAGUAGUGACAGUCUGCAGUCAAUGCCGUCUCCAUCGCAAUUCUUUGCCGCAACCAAAAUUAUAACCUCAAUGAAGGCCCAGCUGCCUGAGAAAUACUGUGAUAAAACAAAGCCAAAAGACACAUUUGCAGAUAUCGAGCAAGGGAUAUGCAAUCAGACAUCCGAGUAUCCUUACAUGAAGCAUCCAGCAACACCGCCUCAGUUCUCUGAAGCCAGCAAGCUCUUAUCUGCUAUCAAAUCAAAAUUGACUAAAGCUGGUAAGGAAGGAGAAGUUAAGACUUAUUCGUCAGCGAGUGAACGUCUGACGGUACUGAGGAAUAGUUUGGAGACUGACCUCAUGGAAACAAAUGAGAGUGAGCCUGUAGUGUUAAGCGAUAGUAUAAGCAAAGAGAAUAAAUGUACGAAUGAUGCAAUGGAUGUGGAUUUAAAGGAGGUAAAGCAGGUGGCGCCUCUAGUAAACUGUACGAAAGAUAACAUCAACACAGAAGUGGUACUGGUUGUGGACACCAAUAUUUUUAUACACGAACUGGACAUUAUAAAGGAUGUGCUCAACUCGAAUAUUAAAGGUUACACAGAACAGCCGACGCUGUUGGUACCGUGGCGAGUUGUGAAUGAGCUCGACCGGCUGAAGGACAACAACAACUGCAACGGCGCCGUCUGGAAGCGAGCCAGGUCCGCCAUGGACUACCUGUAUAAGUCCAUCCCGGAGAACAGCAGGAUUAGAGGUCAACCGCUAAGGGAUGCUAACUCACACAUCUACCCGUGCGAAUCGCCGGACGAUGAGAUCCUGAACUGUGCGCUACAGCAAGCUGAGAGAGGGAAGUCUGUGAUCCUACUAUCAAACGACAAGAUCCUAUGCAGCAAGGCGGGUAUAAACAACAUCAGGAGUAUCGGGCUGUCCGAGCUGAAGGGUCUACUGGAGUCCAAGCCGCAGGAGACCGACCCCGACUUGUAUGACAACUUGAAACAUUACCAGGCGACGAUAUAUCAGCUGCUGGCUAACAUUUUGGAGAACGAAAUGCGAGCGAAAUACAACAACCUAUGGCAACAUGUCCUGUUUAAAGCGCCCCCUUGGACGUUGGCGGAUGUGUUGCAAUGUUUGCUCAAACAUUGGAUCGCGGUUUUCAAUGAGGUCUUUCCCAGAAUUGAGCACCUGAUCACUGAUUUGAAGAACGCCUUGACUUCUGUUGAUAGUAAAGACUCAAAAUCUCUAACGGAAUCAGAAGUAUCGAACUUCAAGGAACUAUGCUUAGACAUAGCAAGAAAGUGCCAGAUAAUACCGGAAUACAUGGAACUAGCCAAGUUGACGGUAGACCGGCUGCUGAACGACCGCACCUGUGACGAGGAAGACGAGAAGAAUGGAGAAAUGCUGGUCAUUGAAGCCUUCGAGAAUGUCUGGACUGUUAUGUCCAGCUUUUGCGCCAAGCUGGCGGGCCACGCGGGCGUGUCGCACAACAUGGAGGACAAGCUCGGCGGCUGGGAGCCGCUCGAGGCGCUCACCACCAAGCUCAUGGUGUUCUCCAGCCAGAUCUGCGCCUUCGCCGCCGCGCUCAAGGGGGUCCUGACGACGGACAUGUCGGAGUCCAGCAUCGAGGAGUUGGAGCGCACGUUCCGCGAGAGUCUGGCCAUCAUCUGCAUCGACGCCGAGGUCAUCACGCACACCAGGCUUGCCGUCUUCUGUAUUAAGUGCAGAAACAUGCUUCAAGAAGCGUACACGAAGUUCUCACAACUAACGGAGUUAAUCGAAGUAUGUAAAAACACCCUUAUAAGCAAAUAAAUAUACAGUGCACAGCCGCGGUCACAAGCUUUGCGUUGUGUUUAUAAAUGUAUAUUAGAUCACUGUACACACAUAAAUACAUGUAACUAGAAUUAUUAUUAAGUAAUUAUCAUUUCUCAUUUUUGUAUUACAAUAAAGUAGGCACGUUUUUAUUUAAGAUAUAAAUGUAGUAUUCGCGUUGUAACCUGCUUAAAUCUAUAAUAAAAUAUUAGAAACGCUUCUGACCGCAACUGUACUCGUGUCUAGUCCGUACUGUACAAAUGUGUACCUAUUUAGAUAAAAAAGAUCUAUCUUUCAAUUUUUAUGACGAAGUUCCUUUCAAAAGCGUCUGUAUCUUUACAAAAUUUAAUUAAAAUUGUUUGUUAGCUAUUGUAAAACACUCCAGAUACAUUAUACCAAAAUAAACAUUUGUUUAAAAAAAUAGGUUAAAUACACUAGUUUUGCUUUCGUUAUUAUUAUAUUAGCUCUCGUGAGGCGAAUUCAUAAUUAUUUCAUUACUGUUACUGUUACCGUAUUUAUUGGGAUCGCCCGACAAGUUUCGCACCAACCAGAGCCCAUGAUCAUGAGCUAACGUAUCGGUGGAUUCUGGCGAUUCCGAUUAACGCGCGGAAGUAAACCGCUAUCACAUAAUCGUGUCAUUAUAAUGUUGCAAGAUAUUACAUCUUUCUUGAAACUAGUCUGCGAACUUUGAGCUGGUAAGCUCUAACUAACUAUAGGCAUGAGGUGUCUUUAAACGCAGUUGUCUCCUUCAUUUCGAUAAUAUAUUCGUUGAUUCUAAUUUAAAAAAUACAUUUCGUUUUGUGAAAGGAACUUCACUGUCUACAAAGACUGAUUAAUCGUUAUAUUUUGAACUUUUUUUUAAUAAACUAUAGUUUCUUUUUAAUCAGUUUUUUUCUGCAUUGUGAACCUCUUGAAGCUUAAAAUCGUUAAAUAUAAAAAUAUUUCAAUUUAAUGUUUGAAUUUUUAAAGUCUUGUUGAUGUUGUCUUAUUAUUAAAAUCUUUGUAUUUGAGGUUCAUGUGUGUUAGAAGUUAAACUGUCAGGUAAGUGUAAAUGUUCAGUCGAAAUUUAAAAAGUAAAUAUAUCAAUAUUUAAUAUUAGAAUAAAUGUAUGUAUCUGUGAAAAUAAACUCUAAUUAGCAAGGUUUUUAUACUUUCCCCGUUUUCUGAAAGGCUUAUCGAAUAAACUCUUAUCGGCUGUCAUUGGCUAACCAAAGGUUCUUGCGGCACCAAUCACCGCCUUCAACAAUUAUUUACUGAAGUCUUUUUUUUGACGAUCAGCCUUUUUUGAACCUGGGAGUAAGCUUCACUUAUCAUCCAUCACAUAUUAAGUUGAAAGCGUGAUAUGAAUGUUAAUAAAUAACAUUUACACUAACCUCUUUAUUUUGGGCGUAAAUUAAAGCAUUUCUUUCAAAUUGUCUCGAUUUGUUAUGAAAAAAAAAGUAAUUUCAGUGUUACGGGUAUCUGUGUAGUUCCAUUUGUAAAUAUAUUAUCUGUGUACACUAGCGGAUGUCAACCGUCAAAUAAUGAAGUUGACGUUUUGAUAUGAUAGUUUUACUCAUAGAGAAAACAAAGAUGGCUGCUCAAAAUGUCAAGAUAUUUUGUAACGUUAUACUUAAUUCAAUGAUGUAUGAAACAGUUGGAUGAAAUGUUUAAUAUUAAAAGUUUUGCCUCCAUGGUUUACUGACUCAUAUUUCUCGGGAUCGGUCGGGUACUUUAAACUCGGAGACAUGGCAAUGGUGUCGCCAGUUGUGUCGCAAGUCGAACUCGACCCAACUUCGCUGGAGUUCGACUUGCAAUACCACCGACGAGCCCGCGAAAUCUGCAUGAAUAUACCUAUGAUAAAAUUUACCAAUCUUUUACAAUAAUAAGGGAUAGAUACAACACAUUUUUUGUUGUUUGGUUUUUUUGGGGCUUCAUAUUUUCUCUAUGAGUAGACCACGAUAGCAUAUUCUAUGUUUUAGCAAUUUAAAUAAUUAAACUUGAUAGAUAAGUAGAUAAAUAAAUAUACAUGUUUAGAUAACUUGUGUAAUAGUAUAUUAUUAAUGUCACUAUUGUUUCGUAAACGUAGGUAAAUAAAUAAUAAAUGGAUUUCCCGCUACAUUGUCGUGUAAGUAAUAGACAUUUUCCCCAUAUGGUUAUUUAUAAUUCUCUAGCACUGAGUGUCAUAGUAAAUAUCUGGUACUCAAUCGAAUUUUCAUUUAAAUCCUUCCUACACAAGGCAACGCAAUUCUACUAUAUUCGACUUAAGCAGAACCCGAGCCUACAAAGAAUUGUGUCUUGGUAUGAAACUUUUUGAGAUUAUAAGGCAGUUAGUCGCAAUUAUCAUUCACCGAUGAACAAUAUUCCUUCUAGUCCAGAGACAUUUCUAAAAUCGUUAACUUAAAAACGUUGGAAUGGAAAAACGAAAUGUCAUUUGUAUACAUUUGAGCGUUAUUUAUUGAAUUUAAUUAUUGUAAAAAUGUCACUAGAGAGAGAGGCAUUAGUGAAUUGCGUUGUCUCGUUUACAAAGGCUUAAUCUUGCUUAUACUCUAAUGCAAUCCGUGUCUAUUUCAAAACAAUAAACGAUUGUAUGAUUGUAGCAUAAUAUUUUUAUGAAUAGUUCUGCCUUUUAAACUCCACAUCUGCAUAUAAAUGACAAAUUAAUUCCGUUUCAUUAUAAAUUUAUCACGUAGUUAUAAUCGUGGCGAGCCAGCUAACUAAUACCUCUCAAAGUAAUAAUGUUUCAGUUGUGGAAGUAGGACAGCAUCUCGCCUCCAAAACUGUGACAGUUUUGUUUAAAGAGCUGUUGGUAUAGCCCCUGGACACUUCGCAUUGGCAUAUAUAUAAUACAUGAUCUUGACGUUCUCGCAUUUAAGCUAUGAAUUAUUAUUAGAAACUGGCUUCCGUGCAUAGAAUUAAACAACUUUCUUCAAAAUGUGAUUUACUAUUUUUCUGUAAAUGUGAAAUUCGGUGUUUGACUAAUAAAUCUAAAUCAGUACGACGGAUAGAUUUCCAGAAAUUAUUAGUAACGUAUUUUUUAUUUUAUUGAAUCAUUGAAUAAUUGGGUAGAUAAAAUGCAUUAACGAUGCUGAAACGUAUGGGAGUAGGGGGAAACGUCACUUGUCGGUAAGGAGUACUGGUAAGUGACGUCACUUUAAAAGAUGAAAUACGUUCUAAUAUUCUUGGAAAUCUAUCUCACAGACUGAUUAGAUUUUUUGUUAACUCAAGUACCCUGACUACUACCCUUUUGACGAUUAUUUAUUGUUAUACGUUAAGUACUUUAUAAUGUAACCACAAACAUGCUGUUCGAAAUCGUUUUUGUUCUGUUACCGAUACGUUAACUAUUAUUCUGCUGUAACUGGUAUUUAAAUAUAUCCUCGUUCUUGUUUGCUAUACCAGUAUUUGUUUUAUAUUGGUAACCAACGAUUGUUACAUGUUACUAGUAAAUUCUGUUGGUUUUUAGAACUAUCGCUUUCACUGUAUAUCAUAAAUAAAUAUUUUUUUUUUUCGUGAAUGACGUGUCUCAAGUUCCAUCCCCGCUUUAGUGUGGUGGAAGUUCUAUAAAUAGCAGUAUAUGUAAACAUGUUUUAUACAAAAGAUAAACAAUUCAGCAUCAGAUGUCCUCAACUUUUUUUGCGCCUUUUAAGUAACAAACUUUUUUCGUACUACUUAAAAAAACCUAAUUGCUUUAUUAUAUCUAAAAACGUAUGUUUAAACCUAACAAGUUUAUUUAUUUUUAUUGUUAAAGUAAUUUACUUAUAAGGCUCUUAUACACGAGGCAACUCAAGUUUCCGAUACCUUACUUGAGUCUCCAACGACGCGUGCCAAUGUGAGAACCCCUAAAAAUAAUUUGUUUAGUUGAAUAUACCUUCUAACUAUGAAUUUUAACUGUGACUAGAAGAUUAGUCAUCGUGUGUUGGGUUUGCGUUGCCUCGCGUACAGCUUAAAACCUAGGAUAAGAGUAAAUAUUAACAUUUCCAAUAUACAUUAGCAGAUGAAGUUAAUUUAAAUAUUCAUAUAUAGAGGGAUAUUUAUAUAGCUAUGUAUUAUUUUUGUAAUUUCAGAAUCGUAACCUGUAUCUGCCUGUUAUUUCUAACUAUAGAUGAAUUACAUAUAAUCACGUUAUCUUAUUAUUUACAGUCAGCAAUUAAAGUAUAAACAUUAUCAGAUUUACAAGGCUCCUGAAAACACUCGAAUAAAUGUCUACUAAAAUCUUUCUAAACACAAAUAUUAUAGAUGAUUCUAAACACAAAUAUUAUAACAAUUUUUUCAGUUCGUAAAUCUAAUUUUAUUUAACGACUUUUCUUGCUGACCGUAGUUUACAUUUGUUUAGAUCUAUCGGCAAUCUUUCAAUUAGAAAUGAUAAUUCAACUUGAACCAUGCAACAUGGCAAUGUUUAAAAUUCGUUAAACUUCUUCGUUUAAAUUACGUUUUUUCGACCGUUUUUUUUAUAUUAACAUGUAAUCAAACAAUAAGUUAGUUCUUUGAUAAGUUAGGUAGUUAUAGCAACUAUUUUACUUAUUUAUUACAUAAUUAUAGGUUAACUUAGCCCGCGUAAUUAUAGUUGUGUCACAUGUUUAAAAUAAUUUACGAAAAUCAACCUUAUCCCUAAUGAAAUAAGGUGCUGUAAAUGAUAGCUUUUUUAUCAUCUCUCAUUACUUCUGUGACUGUUAUAUUUCAAGUUCUAAAUCACUUAACUUAUUACAGUCAAUUAUUUACCAAUAAUAAGCUACAUUAUCAGCAUGUACGCUUUAUUUCAACCCCGUAUGCAAACGAGAUUGUUGGUCUAAUUGUGCACAAAAAUAUUUAUUUAAAAUGAACAUAGAACUUUUUAUGUAUCAAAACUUAAAAUUAUGUCACACAUUAUCUUUUUAAUUUAUCUAAAAAUAAACUGAUUAUAUAAAAUGAUAUAACAACACCUUAAAACGUUUGAAAUUAGUCAAUUUUUGUAGAUUAAUUAAAUAUUUGGCUUAACUUUUUUUAUGCCCAUUGUUUAACGACUCUUAAUUAAUUCAUAGCAAAUAUAGAAAAAAAAGGUUAAAUAUAGAACGAACACAA